Molecule: messenger RNA, 408 nt
Organism: Striga asiatica
Lineage: Eukaryota; Viridiplantae; Streptophyta; Magnoliopsida; Lamiales; Orobanchaceae
Source: the annotation of a GenBank genome assembly
AUGGAUAGCAGGAAGAGGGAAGGGAAGGGGGUAAGAGAAGAACCCUUAACUGCUAUCUCAGUGGUUUUGCCAAAGUGGGUUCAACAAGUGAUUACCAAUUACCAAAAUGAUGAUUUUACCAAAAAGAUUAUCAAUAGCAAGGCUGUGGACCCCUCUAGUUACCCAGAGAGUUUAAGUUUACUAUCACUGAUGGGCUUAUCAGAGCCGCUGGAGCUCCUAGAUCGCCGGCAAAUCUUGAGGGGUCGCCGAUCAGUGGAACAGCUCUUGGUCCAAUGGGCACGAUUUGGUCUAAACUCCAUGUCUUGGGAAGACUCGAGCUUUCUCCAUCACAACUUUCCUUUUUCCGGCCGCAAGAUUCCAUCUUCUAAUCCUUGUGGGCAAGGAUCUCUCGAUCCGGGGAAAUUGUAG